GCCUUCCCGGUCACCCUGAAUGGAGAGCCACCAUCCAAACAGCAGUGUGUACAGGCUGGCUUUCCACAGCACAGACACCACUACAAGAAAUGGAGGGAUAUUCAGCUGAAGAAAAGAGUUGGGUACAUUCUCGGUCAGUCAAUUGGCAGAAGAGGUAACCCACCUCAGCCUGCAUGUGUGUAGAUGGCUUUGGACAAGGAGAAAUGGCACACCAACAAGCCCACUGUCAAUGCCAUCUUGCAGGCCUGGGUUGCUCCGCAGCCCAGUAUACAAGACAACGAGUCCCUCAUGUCUUCGAUUGCAGAGCAGAAGUGGAAGGGCCUGGCUUUGCAAGACUUCGGGGAACGGAAGGGCAAAGGUGUGAUCGCACUUAUGCCUUUCCGCAAAGGGGAUAUCGUGUGCGAUUUCCACGGGACAUACAUCAGCGAAGCAGAAGGGAAACGGAGGCCCCAGUCGGGUAUCUGUUCUUCUUCAGGGACAAGUGUGACCCGAGGUAUGUGCAUCAACGCCACUGCAUUCCCCUGUGCCUGUCAUCCCAACAUUGACACCUAUGGAAGGCGAAUGAACCAUUCCCGGAAAAAUCCCAACAUCAAGCCCCAGAAGUUUACAAUGAACUUCCCUGCAGGACCUCAGGAGACAAUACUUUUCAUUGCCCUGAAGGACAUCACAGUUGGUGAGGAGCUGUUAUGGGACUACGGAGUAACUCGGAAAUCUUAUGGUGGUGAAGGGGAAGACUUGGAGUGGCUGGACAGCUGACUUUGAUUUUAUCUGUUCUUUUCCUCUUCUCUUUGCAUGGGCUUUUUUUAUGCAGUGAUUUUAUUCUUAAAAAAGCAGCUGUUUUUACAUUG
Haplochromis burtoni (Burton's mouthbrooder) is the source of this 848-nucleotide messenger RNA. RefSeq names its product N-lysine methyltransferase KMT5A-A. Gene Ontology annotation, molecular function: protein binding. The record is from RefSeq and is a predicted model, not a curated record. NCBI's taxonomy places the organism in Eukaryota, Metazoa, Chordata, Actinopteri, Cichliformes, Cichlidae.